UUGACCCUUCGGAGAGCCCGUAGAGGGUGUGCAGUGACGGUGGCAUUGGCCGCCCUCUGCUCAGUGGAGUUUGUUUAUUGAAUAGUGAUUUAAGGGACGGAGCAUUCUGUGCGGUCCCGUUCUCUCGCAUUCCGACCAUCUGAGCUUGGGCAAGUUACGGGCCCCAGCUUACUGCGUGUCAGUAAAAGUGGAUGUUGGUUUAGUUAAAUGAAGACAUGUCUUCUGGUAAAGGAAGUCCAAAACAAGAAAUGAUUUCUGAGUUUCACAGUGCAGCUGCUGAGGGAGAUAUUGCCAAGAUAAUAGGAAUACUCAGUCAUUCUCCAGCGCUUCUCAACGAAACAUCUGAAAAUGGCUGGACUGCUUUAAUGUAUGCUGCAAGGAACGGACACCCCGAAGUCGUCCAGUUUCUGCUUGAGAAAGGGUGUGAUAGAUCAGUUGUCAAUAAAUCAAAGCAAACUGCACUGGAUAUUGCUGUAUUUUGGGGUUAUAAGCAUAUAGCUAACUUACUAGCUAAUGCUCAAGGUGGGAAGAAGCCUUGGUUCCUAACCAGUGACGUGGAAGAAUGUGACAAUUAUUUUAGCAAAACACUACUGGAUCGAAAAAGUGAAAAAAGAAAUAAUUCUGACUGGCUGCUAGCUAAAGAAAGCCAUCCAUCCACAGUUUAUAUCCUUUUCUCAGAUUUAAAUCCCUUGGUCACUUUAGGUGGCAAUAAAGAAAGUUUCCAACAGCCAGAAGUCAGGCUUUGUCGGCUGAGCUACACAGAUAUAAAGGAUUACUUGGCUCAUCCUGAGAAGAUCACCUUGGUUUUCCUUGGAGUAGAGCUUGAAACGAAAAAACAGUUAAAUAAUCAUGCUGCAGAAGUCCCAAGAGAAGAGGAAGAUGGGUUGGUUGCCUGGUUUGCUCUCGGUAUAGAUCCUGUGGCUGCUGAAGAGUUUAAGCAAAGACAUGAAAAUUGUUACUUUCUUCAUCCUCCCAUGCCAGCUCUUCUACAGUUGAAAGAAAGAGAAGCUGGGGUCGUAGCUCAAGCAAGAUCUGUUCUUGCCUGGCACAGUCGAUACAAGUUCUGUCCAACCUGUGGAAGCACGACUAAAAUUGAAGAAGGUGGCUAUAAAAGAGUGUGUUUGAAGCAAGACUGCCCCAGUCUCCAUGGUGUUCAUAACACAUCAUAUCCCAGAGUCGAUCCAGUAGUAAUCAUGCAAGUUAUUCAUCCAGAUGGGACCAAAUGUCUUUUAGGCAGGCAGAAAAGAUUUCCCCCGGGCAUGUUUACUUGUCUUGCUGGAUUUGUGGAACCUGGGGAGACAAUAGAGGAUGCUGUUCGGAGAGAAGUAGAAGAGGAGAGUGGAGUCAGAGUGGGCCAUGUUCAGUAUGUCUCUUGUCAACCAUGGCCAAUGCCCUCCUCCUUAAUGAUUGGUUGUUUAGCUGUGGCAGUGUCUACAGAAAUUAAAGUUGACAAGAAUGAAAUAGAGGAUGCCCGCUGGUUCACCAGAGAACAGGUUGUGGAUGUUCUAACCAGAGGGAAGCAGCAAGCAUUCUUUGUGCCACCAAGCCGAGCUAUUGCACAUCAGUUAAUCAAAUACUGGAUUGGAAUGAACCCCAAUCUCUAACUCAAAAUACUAGGCUUUGAGUAUUAUUUCUAAAGCCACUUUUCAGUUGAGAUUAGAAAUAUGUAGUGCUCUUUAGAGUCUCAUAACACAAAAUAUCAUGUUGGGCUGUCAAAAUAUUUCUAAAGUGUUCUCUCCAUUAACCAUAGAAUUCACAUUUUUAUAAAUUUCAACACUGUGUCAGAUUUCAUUAAAUUUGAAUGAGACUUUGAGAUUUUUUGAUUGCACAUCACAGUUUUAUCUCACAAACCAUAUUUCUAAUAAGAAACAUCAUGUUGUAGAGAAAUAUAUUCUAGAAAUGUGAAUAAGCCUAAAUUCCGGGUCUCAAAUAGGUAUUGGUCUGCUCAUUAAAAUUGUUUAUGUAAGAAAUGAAACGAAAUUUUAAAUUGAGUUUAUAUUGAUUUUUAGUCACUUCAUUACCAUGAAGAUCCUUUAAGUUACCAGGAUCUGAUUUUUCUCAUUUUGCUGUUGCAAUGUUGCUCCUAGGCUACCUAGCAUUGACCAGUGCUGAGAAUUUCUUAUUCUACUGGUUCUAUCAGUGAUCUCAAAAUGCCCCAUUCCGAGGAGGAGAGCUAACAUGAGAGCAUAGUAUACACUGUGUCUGGAACUUGUUUCUUACACCUGAAAUUAAUGUUUGUUUAUAUGUUACUUAGGCCCCAAGUUGUUCUUCAGAUAAAUCAAGAUCUGAAACCUGAAAUUAUGCAUUUUGAAAGGAAUUAUCCUCAAAGGUUAGAUAUUAAAUAAAUCCUGGAUACAUUCACAUGUUCAAUUAAAAGCAGAUUUGUUUCGUUUUGUGAUGAAGAAUCUAUCUGUGUUAACAAAACAAAUUAAAUAAUCAUUACCAUCAGUACUUAAAAUAUUUAACAUCUGAUUUUGACUUUAACACCUUCUAAAAAGACAAUAAAAUGAGUGCAUUUCACAGCUGAAUCAGUGAGAUUCUAGAGAAAGUAAAUUCUGGUACAAUAGUUCACAGUUUUGCAGCAUAAAAACAUUUUAUAAGGCUGUUUUGAAAUUGUUUUAAAAGAUAGUUAUAUAAAGAUACAAAUUUAUGCAAUUAGCUUUUUACUAUUGUAUGUUAGAAUUGAAAGAGACUUUGAGAUAAUAUAUGAAAUUUGUUGCCUUUAUUUAUAGUUAGGUAAAAGGAAACCCUGGAAGAUACAUUUCGUUCAUUGGGGAAAAUCACACUAAUAAUUAUAUCAGCCCGUACCAUGUAACCCAGGGCAAGAAUCUCUCCCUAUCAGUAAUAAAAAGCUUUUACCAAAAAUGUAUGUGGGCUAGAUUAAGAAAAAGGUUGAAAAGAAGAAUAAAUUUAGCUUGCCAAAUGUUGCUAAACUUUUAGGUAUAAUAAUUACUUUAGAAAGAAAACUGUUGGAUAAAGUCUUUAGUAAUGAACAGUUUUUAGUAGUUAAUGAAUGCUUAUUGAUAGCAGUUUUAAACUAAAUUAAGACUUACACAGAACAUUUAUAGAUAUAGUAACUAUGUAAUUACAUGGAAAAUAAGAUGCCUUGGUUAUUAUGAAAUAUAAUGAUUUAAGGUUCUGUUUUAUUCCAAAUGGACUUUUAAGGCUUGCAAAUUCUAAUAUUACACUGUAAAAUUCCAGGUUUUACUAAUGUUAGGGUUGGAAGGUAAAAUAUAAAGUGUCAACAAAUAAAGCUAUAAAUUUAGUUUCAGAUAUUUAAUCCUGUACUUGAAGAAAAUCAGUAUCUAAGUAAAUUAUUCAUUUAAUAAUUGUUACUAAAUUGCUAACCUCUAAGAGUUAAUAGGUACAAGUAAAUAGGAAUAACCAAUUCAAAAAGUGAUAAGUGAUAAAGGUGUGUCAGGAAUGUAUUCUAAUGGAAAUGAAUGUUAAAUUAAAAUACUUGUUUUCUA
Cavia porcellus (domestic guinea pig) is the source of this 3470-nucleotide messenger RNA. RefSeq names its product nudix hydrolase 12 (gene Nudt12). Gene Ontology annotation, molecular function: protein binding; metal ion binding; NADH pyrophosphatase activity. Lineage: Eukaryota; Metazoa; Chordata; Mammalia; Rodentia; Caviidae. The record is from RefSeq and is a predicted model, not a curated record. Gene Ontology annotation, cellular component: cytosol; peroxisome. The coding region runs from base 216 to 1604 and encodes 462 amino acids. Gene Ontology annotation, biological process: NAD+ catabolic process; NADP+ catabolic process. The transcript has 7 exons.